AUGAACCCCCGCGCUCUUUCCCAACGAAAGGCCGCUGAGCUCAAGAAGCUUUUCGCAGACAUGAAAACCCGCAACGAAGAGCUCGAUAAAAGCCUUGCCGCAACCGCCGAAAUCAAAGACGAAGAUCGAUUACGUAAAGCCUUGCGUUUUAAGAUCAUCAAGACGCUACGCGACCAGCUCUAUUUAGAAUUUGCUAAGACUAUAACUUUCAAGGACUUUCAAACCGCCGUCCAACAAUUAGCUGCUGGCCAAUACGCGUUUGCAAAGCUUUACGAUGCUCUACAAGCUAACUUAAAGAGCAGCGGUCAAGCAAAUCACCUAUUACAAGAACCGCUAAGCCUUAGCGCUAGUGCAGAUCGAUCCAAUCGGUCUAACAAAUUCUCUUCUUUCGGAAACGCCUUUAAGUCAGCGAUCAAGACCCUUAGAUCGUCCCGCAAAGACUCGAAUACACCGAAGCUCCUUCGCUACCACUCAGUCAACGAGAUAGAAUACGGCGCUAGACCCGAAUACGGCCCUUAUUCGGAUGACUCGGACGAUAGGCCUUACUCCGACGCUCUUAAAGAUCACUAG
Drepanopeziza brunnea f. sp. 'multigermtubi' MB_m1 is the source of this 570-nucleotide messenger RNA. Lineage: Eukaryota; Fungi; Ascomycota; Leotiomycetes; Helotiales; Drepanopezizaceae. The record is from RefSeq and is a predicted model, not a curated record.